Vicugna pacos (alpaca) is the source of this 808-nucleotide messenger RNA. RefSeq names its product crystallin beta A4 (gene CRYBA4). The record is from RefSeq and is a predicted model, not a curated record. Gene Ontology annotation, molecular function: structural constituent of eye lens. Gene Ontology annotation, biological process: visual perception; lens development in camera-type eye. Lineage: Eukaryota; Metazoa; Chordata; Mammalia; Artiodactyla; Camelidae.
CAUGUUCUCUGGGUCCGUCUCGGAAGCAAGCAACAUGAGUCUGCAAUGCACCAAGUCAGCAGGACACUGGAAGAUCGUGGUGUGGGACGAAGAGAACUUCCAAGGCCGGCGGCAUGAGUUCACAGCUGAGUGCCCCAGUGUGCUGGAGCUUGGUUUUGAGACUGUGCGAUCUUUGAAAGUGCUGAGUGGAGCAUGGGUGGGGUUUGAGCACGCAGGCUUCCAAGGGCAGCAGUACGUGCUGGAGCGGGGCGAGUACCCGUGCUGGGAUGCUUGGAGUGGCAACACGUCCUACCCCGCCGAGAGGCUCACCUCCUUCCGGCCCGUGGCCUGCGCUAACCACCGUGACUCAAGGCUGACCAUCUUUGAGCAAGAGAACUUCCUGGGCAGAAAAGGAGAGCUGAGCGAUGACUAUCCCUCCCUCCAGGCCAUGGGCUGGGAUGGCAAUGAAGUGGGCUCCUUCCAUGUCCACUCAGGGGCCUGGGUUUGCUCCCAGUUUCCUGGCUACCGCGGUUUUCAGUAUGUGCUGGAGUGUGAUCACCACUCAGGUGACUACAAGCAUUUCCGGGAGUGGGGCUCUCAUGCCCAGACCUUCCAGGUGCAGAGCAUCCGAAGGAUCCAGCAGUGAGCAGGGGGGCCAGCGCUGAGCAGCGAACAUGUGCUUGUCUGGAACCGAGAAGCUGUGGAGGCUGUUAUGUGCUCUCUCCUCUGCCUCCCCCUGUAACCCGUGUGAACCCAGCACUCAUGUGGGCCAGUCCAUGCACAGUCAGCACGAAAAACUAAAAGUAAUAAAAAAAAGGUCUAGUGUUCA